GCGUGGUCAGGAAAUCUAUCUGGGAAAAUAACAACCGAUAUCCAUCCCAGCGCUACUGAAUAACUUGUUGCGUGUCCGACCAAUCGUUGUGGAGCGUAUACACUUCCUAUAAAGCCCAGUGAAGGAUAAUUGAUAGUGCUGUCCGGAAAAAAAGUUUACAUUGAUGGGCAAAGCAUAAGAACUUUCGUGCGAUAUUGAAAAUAAAUGUGGGAAUUAUUGCACUCGUGUAGUAAGCUCGAACAUAAUCACAUAUCCAGUUAAAAAUGAAUGCAGUGAUAGGAGGCGAACCAUAUUCGAACCGAAGUUCAAGUUCAACGAACUGACGGAAUAUUCAUAAUUGGUGCGAAGCUCAUCCGCUUUUCACAGAAAGCCCUAACGUGCUAAAAAAUUUCGACGAAUUAGCAUUAUCAAAGCACCUAAAACCAGUGGAAACGAUUUGCCAAAUAUUAUAAGAAUAUUAUAAACUAGCAACUGCACAAUGACAACUUCCAACUUUGAGAAAUUUGUUCUCCUAUUAUGGAAGAACUGGAUCAUAGCAAAGCGGCACUACUUUCAGACAUUUUUUGAAGUUGUCAUACCGGUGAUAGCUUGCACGUUGCUCAUUCUGAUACGUAGUCUCGUAGAUGCUGAACAGUUCAAAACUGAGUUCAUUUACAAACCGCUUGAUUUAACAUCGAUCUCACAUUUAAGAUUAUUCGUAGGGAAUCCACCUCUACAAUUCACGAUAGCAUUUUCUCCGGAAAAUGAAGUUUUGGAACGAAUAGUGACGCGCUCGAUAGGAUACCUUGACGAUCCCCUCCUGAAUACGAUGGCUUUCAGCAAUUCAAGCGCAAUGCAGGUUUUUCUUCAAAAUAAUAAUCUCAUCGCUGGUGUUCAAUUUCCGGAUUCGUACGCGAGCAUACAAACAAUCCCAGAUCAUGUGGAAUUUUCCAUACGCUUCCCAGCGGAGAUGCGCACACAUUCAGAUGUUGGCUCUGAGUUCUGGAACCAUUGGCAAACCAAUCGACUUUUUCCAGCCUUCGAAGUUCCUGGUCCGAGAAACCCCACUGCUGACGAUGGGGGAUAUCCGGCCAACUACCACUACGAAACUUUUGCGCAUGUUCAAAGUGCUGUUUCUCGUGCCAUCGUAGUAGAGCGCAGCCCAGGAGUGGCGAUUCCUGCAGUUUUUUUACGGCGUUUCCCCAACCCACCGUUCUACAGCGAUCCACUUCUGCUGGGAUUGGAAAACUUGCUUCCACUAAUUAUAAUAGUUGCCUUCUUCUACACAUGUAUCAACACAGUCAAAUACAUUGCCGUUGAAAAGGAAAGGCAGCUGAAAGAAGCAAUGAAAAUCAUGGGACUUCCUAGUUGGCUACACUGGACUGCUUGGUAUGUUAAGUCCAAGCUUUUGCUUCUGAUUUCCAUUUCUUUCAUCACCAUCCUGAUUUGCGUUAGCAUGACCAGCGACACAGAUUUGGCUGUAUUGACCUACGCAGAAUGGUCCGUUGUUUGGGUAUACUUGCUGGUCUACAGUACAGCUACCAUUACAUUUUGUUUCAUGAUAAGUACAUUUUUCUCUAAAGCAAAUACCGCUGCUGGAAUAGCUGGACUUUUGUGGUUUGUAUUCAUGAUGCCGUACAACAUUGCAUUUGCCAACUACGACAAUAUGUCUUUGUCAGCAAAGCUAGCUUUGUGCCUAUUCCACAACACUGGGAUGUCUUUUGGGUUCAUGUUGAUGAUGCGCCAUGAGGGGACCACUAUAGGAGUACAGUGGCACAAUUUGUUCAGUCCGGUGACUGCUGACGACGACCUCAGCGUAGGGGCAACGAUGAUGAUGCUACUGGCCGAUGCCGUCAUAUAUCUCAUAAUAGCCCUCUACGUCGAAAUGGUCUUUCCGGGAGACUUCGGGGUUGCUAAGCCUUGGUAUUUUCCAUUCACUGCUAGCUUUUGGACGAAUAAAAUUGAUAUCGCUGGUGAUGCAAAUGAUUUUCAAGAAGCCACAGAUUCGAGAGAGCCAGAUCCAGCAGGGAAGCAUGCAGGUAUCCGAAUCAAAGGGCUGCGAAAAGCAUUCGAUAAAGGGAAGAUAGCCGUAAAAGGGUUACAUUUGAAUAUGUUCGACGAUCAGAUAACAGUGUUGCUCGGACAUAAUGGUGCGGGUAAAACAACGACCAUGUCCAUGCUAACAGGAGUUUUCGCACCUACAUCUGGAACCGCUUUCAUAAAUGAUUGCGACAUUCGCACAAAUAUCGAGGGUGCUCGUCAAUCGCUGGGCCUCUGUCCACAACACAAUGUACUAUUCAACGAAAUGACAGUUUCGGAACACAUCAAUUUUUUUGCACGUUUAAAAGGCGUCGAAAAAAAGAACAUCGCAAGUGAAAUCCGACAUUAUGUUAAGAUACUAGAGUUGGAAGACAAGAUUAAUUCGCAAUCACAUACGCUGUCUGGUGGGAUGAAACGGAAAUUGGCAGUUGGAGUAGCGUUGUGUGGAGGAUCAAAAGUUGUGCUGUGUGAUGAACCGACCUCUGGAAUGGAUCCAGCUGCUAGACGUGCCUUGUGGGAUUUGUUAAUCAUGGAAAAGAAGGGACGAACAAUCCUAUUGUCUACACACUUUAUGGAUGAAGCGGAUAUUCUUGGAGAUCGAAUAGCCAUAAUGGCAGAUGGUGAGCUGAAAGCAGUUGGAUCGUCAUUUUUUCUCAAGAAGAAGUUUGGCGUAGGAUACCGUCUGAUUUGUGUUAAAGGGGACGGUUGUAAUCCUCAGAAUGUAACUACAUUAAUACAAAAGUAUAUCCCAAGUUGUCAUGUUGAUACUGACAUAGGGACAGAGCUUUCAUAUGUUUUGGAGGAGAAUUACACAAGCGUAUUUCAGUCACUGUUAGGAGAGUUGGAAGAUAACUCUGAACAACUCCACAUUGACAGCUACGGCAUAUCACUUACAACAUUGGAAGAAGUAUUUCUUAAGGUCGGAAGUGAUUCUUUUUCUCACGAGGAACCAGAAAAUGAAAGUAAUGGACUUGCCUACGAAAAUGGAACUGUUGGUUCUACUGUAACUAUCAAUGUAAACGAAAGCGAAAAACUUCUCACUGGCACUGCACUAAAAUUCAACCAGUUACAUGCACUGUUUUUAAAGAAGCUUCUUGCAACAUAUCGAGGAUGGAUCGGAAUGCUAGUUCAAAUCUUCAUUCCCAUAUUUUUUGUCAUCAUGACAGUCAUCAUUGUACGAGCAAUGCCGGAUAGUGUUGAGCUUCCCUCACUAAGAAUGACUCUUAAUGAUUAUCGAAGAACUACAACUGUUCUUGAUGUAGAUACUGAUAACAUAAAUGUCGUACAGUCGUAUCAGAGGCUGUUUGAUCAAUAUGGGGAAGAAACAAAAAUUUUAACAAUCACCGAGUGCAUGAUCUGUUAUAUAUUAGACAGGGCGAAAGAAAAUUUUCCGCUAGUACUAAAUGAGUUUCUCAUUGGGGCAACUAUAAGUUCCGAUUAUGUCGACGUGUGGUUUAGUGCUCAAGGGUAUCAUACGGCUCCCUUGAGUAUCAAUAUGUAUUACAACGCUGUAUUGGGAACAGUGUGUCCCAAUUGUUCGAUAGAUAUAUCCAACAAUCCGUUACCAUUCAGGCCGGAAACACGAUUCACACAACUCCAGGGAGGAAAUAACAUUGGAUUCCAGCUGGCUUUCAACACCGGAUUUUCCAUGGCGUUCGUGGCAGCUAUGUACAUUUUAUUUUACAUCAAGGAACGGGUAUCCCGAGCCAAACUGCUGCAGUUUGUUAGCGGCGUGAAUGUGUUGGCCUUUUGGAUGGUGUCCUUCCUGUGGGACUACGCAACUUUCAUAAUCACUAUUCUGUUCUAUAUCGCAACACUUGCAGCGUUCCAGGAGGAUGGCUGGUCGACUGGGGAAGAGCUUGGGCGGGUCUUUCUAGUUUUGUUCGUUUUUGGAUUUGCCUUUAUACCGUUCACAUAUUUAAUGUCAUUUCUUUUUGACGUGCCAGCGAGUGGGUUCGUUAAACUGAUGAUUUUCAACAUCUUUACUGGAACAAUAUUCUUUAUGGCUGUAUUUCUUCUACUGUUCGAUGGCUUCGAUUUAGUUAAUGUAGCACAUGGAUUAGAAUGGGGUUUCAUGAUUUUCCCGCUGUUCGCUUUAAGUCACGCAUUAAGCAAUAUGAACAUUGCAUCGGCCACACUACAGAUCUGCGAAACGCAGUGCGCAAUUAUUCCGGGAUGUAACGAGAUAGUCAUCUGUGAAUUGUUCCCAAACUGUUGCGGAAUAAAUAUAUUUUCUUUUGAGCCAACUGGAAUCAGUCGAAACUUGUUAUUCAUGGCAGGACUAGGAAUACUGAGCUUUACACUACUUUUGAUCAUUGAAUACCGCUUAUUCAACAAAGUAUUUAACAACUCGACUGCAGGGAAGAGACCACCAGCAUUGGAAUUAUCAGAAGUAGAUACGGAUGUGAUGCUUGAAAAGGAGCGUGUUAGCCAAAUGACCAUGAGCGAAAUCGGCGCAACUAACCUAGUUCUUCGUGACGUCUCCAAGUAUUAUAAAUCAUUUUUGGCUGUAAACCAAAUAUCCGUAUCUAUUGAACAUUCUCAAUGUUUUGGAUUGUUGGGAGUUAAUGGAGCAGGAAAAACAACAACUUUCAAAAUGAUGACAGGCGACGAAAACAUUUCUUCGGGUGAUGCUUGGGUUAGUGGAAUCAAUCUAAAAACCCACUUGACCACUGUCCACAAACAAAUUGGGUAUUGUCCACAGUUCGAUGCACUUAUAGAUGAUAUAACCGGUAGAGAAACAUUGAAAAUAUUUGCACUGCUCAGAGGGAUUCCAAAAGAUGAAAUAUCAUCAGUUUCUAACAAACUUGCCGAGAAUUUGAACUUCAAGAAACAUUUUGAUAAACGCACGAAGCAAUAUAGCGGCGGAAACAAAAGGAAACUAAGUACUGCAUUGGCUUUGUUGGGAAAUCCAACAGUAGUUUACCUGGAUGAACCUACAACUGGGAUGGAUCCUGGUGCCAAGCGGCAGUUAUGGGACGUGAUUUGUAGAGAAAGAAAUGCAGGAAAAUCGAUUGUAUUAACAUCUCAUAGUAUGGAAGAAUGCGAAGCCUUAUGUACAAAACUAGCCAUUAUGGUUAAUGGAGAAUUCAAGUGUAUUGGAUCAACGCAACAUCUAAAAAACAAAUUUUCGAAUGGCUACUUCUUGACUAUUAAGUUGAAGAAAAAACCAAUCGAUUGCUUCGAAAAAGAUUCGUCAAUCAAAGCGUACAUAAGCGAACAUUUUCCAGAUGCUGAACUCAAGGAGGAGUACCUCGAAUCAAUCACCUAUCAUAUUCCGAAAACUGGUGUUCGCUGGUCAACUAUGUUUGGAAUCAUGGAAAAGGCCAAGCAGUCCUUAGAUAUGGAGGAUUACGUUCUUGGGCAAACGACGCUCGAGCAGGUAUUUCUGGCAUUUACCAAAUAUCAACGAGUGGUCGGAGAAUGACACAACCUGAACAUUAUGGAUAUGGAACCCAAUGGUGAAGAACUUCAUCAUUCCGCUUCGUCUAGUGAAUAGAUCAAAUUAUCAAUACAAUAAUUAAUACACAAAAGUCUGCUUUCA
Messenger RNA from Armigeres subalbatus, 5563 nucleotides. RefSeq names its product phospholipid-transporting ATPase ABCA3-like. NCBI's taxonomy places the organism in Eukaryota, Metazoa, Arthropoda, Insecta, Diptera, Culicidae. The transcript has 10 exons. The record is from RefSeq and is a predicted model, not a curated record. Gene Ontology annotation, molecular function: ATP binding; ATP hydrolysis activity; lipid carrier activity. Bases 479 to 5446 code for a protein of 1655 amino acids. Gene Ontology annotation, cellular component: membrane; intracellular membrane-bounded organelle. Gene Ontology annotation, biological process: transmembrane transport; lipid transport.